Molecule: messenger RNA, 8582 nt
Organism: Mya arenaria
Lineage: Eukaryota; Metazoa; Mollusca; Bivalvia; Myida; Myidae
Product: scaffold protein salvador-like
Exons: 9
Coding region: 215-2761 (848 amino acids)
Biological process (GO): apoptotic process; regulation of cell population proliferation; hippo signaling
Molecular function (GO): protein binding; molecular adaptor activity
Source: RefSeq, a predicted model, not a curated record
CUGAACACUUCCUGUAUGUCAUUAUUUACAUUUUAUUGCAAUGAAACUUUCUUUCUUCCUUUCAAAGUUAGAAUUUGGAAUUAAAUCGCCAAAGCUUUUGCUUUUUAACGUAUGUGGACAAAAUCAAUUCGGUAUGAACGUACGAUUGCAAACAUUUGUUGAACACAGACAGCCUCAAAAAGAAAACUGAAUGUGACGAGUGGAAUCCAGCAAGAUGUUGUCGAAAAAGAAAGAUUCCACAGGCCUAAAUGAUGGCAUUGCUGGCAAAUAUGUGAAGCGAGAUACUCCACCAAUACUUCGAUCAUAUUACCAGCAAGUCAGGCCACCUUCAGGUCAACGCAGAACUGGUGUAAAGACUCCUGCCUCAUAUGUGCCGCAGCAGAUGGUCAGCAGUGCCAAUUUUCCAUUUGCCAGCAAACAGCUGAGUGCUAGGCCGAAAAGCCACAUUGGAAUCCCCAGUUUAGAGUCUAUAAAUACAGGCAACUCUCAGACUAAUGUCCCUGUUAGUUUUGAACGACGGACAGCAUCGCCUAAAACGUCUUCACCUAUUCCGCACCAUAAGAUGGCACAGUCACAAUUGAUCUCUGGUGGACAGAUGGCAAGCCCUGUUUCCGUUUCGUCAGCGACUGGUUCUAACUUCAACUCAGAUGUUUCUGCAGAUAUGAACAGAUUAAGCUUAGAUCCAGGAAUAUCCGAACCGUUUCGUGUUGCUAGUCCACAUAUAUCACACGCCGUAAGAUUAAAUGCUCCUGGCGGUGUAACAAAAUCUGGUUCCUCUCCUGCCUUAAUCCAGCAUCUUGCACAGCCAGGCACCAGCAAUAGUCGAGAGCAUGUGGCAGGGGAAAACACAUAUGGACAAGCGAUUCAAGAGCCCCAAACUUUGGCGUACAGUGGACAGGAAGGUGAAAGGGCAGAGGACAGUAAAGGCCAACUUGUGGCUGAGGGUGGGGCAUCUUACCCGGGAGCGGAGUCAUCACAGAAAUAUGAUGAACUCGAAAUACAGCAAUAUCAUCAGGACAUACGUAAUCACUAUGCCCAGCAGCAGCUAGCUGCCCAGGGUGGGCUGUCCGCCAGUGGGAGUGGAUCCCCGCUCACCAGUGUUGGCCAGGAGAGCAGUGGGGGUAACCUCAGUGUUCCCCUAACCAGCCACAACCUUGCUGCACAAAACUUGGUCUCCAGCCUCUCGCAACAGGGAUCAUCUGGUAGUUCGGGUUACCUGAGUCACGAUGAACUGCCCCUUCCCACUGGCUGGUCAGUGGACUGGACCGUAAAGGGAAGGAAGUACUAUAUCGACCACAUAACGCAGACCACACACUGGAGCCAUCCCCUCGAGAAGGAGAGUCUACCUACGGGAUGGCACAGGAUCGAGUCCAAUGAGUUUGGGGUUUAUUAUGUCAAUCACUACACAAAGCAGGCCCAAUACCAGCACCCCUGUUCGCCCCUGACCCACUAUCAGUUAGGUAACCGUGGAAACCACUUACCAAUCACAUCGCAAGCCCAGCCCAGGGGAAACCUUGUCCCUGCAAACCCAUAUCUAAACACAGAGAUACCAGAGUGGCUGAAAGUGUACUCAAAAGCUCCACCAGAACACGAUCAUAAGCUUAAGUGGGACCUUUUCCAGCUGAACCAAAUGGAGACUUUCGAAGCCAUGUUGAAUAGACUGUACAAGCAAGAGCUCGAGAAAAUAGUCAUGAGCUAUGAGGCUUAUAGAGCGGCUCUUAACCAAGAGAAGUCCCAGCGGUUACAGAGGGAGAAACUAGAGAAUCAGAAAUCAGAGUCUGAGGAUAAUAAUAAACAAGUGCCGGUAACAUCUGGGUCACAAGUUCAAAGGUCAAAUUCUAGUGCAAGCAAAGGUCAGCCUGGAGGUCAGGGUCGUAAUCAAGGCCAAGGUCAAGGUUUGCAGCAAGGAGAUGAUGAGUCUGUGGGUCUGUUUGGUUCUGAUCAAGGAACAGUGUAUGAGAAUGAUACAAUUCUGAAACAACACUUGAAACAGGUUCAGCAACAGCAAGAAGUUGCCCAGUUACAACAGAGGCUUAAAAUGCUGAAAGAGCAGCAGAUGUUGCUACAACAGCAGCAGCAAAUAAAGCAGCAGCAGCAGUUACAGCAGCAGCAGAUGCAAGCUGCAGGUCAGCUUUCGAGUCACGAUCAACUGACGUAUCAGUACAUGAUGAUGAAACGACAACAGCAAGCUGCUUACCAUCAGCAAAUGCAAAAGUAUCAGCAAAUGUUGCUUUACCAACAGCAACAGCAGCAACAACAACAUCCUGGCUUAACCCAGCCACAAUAUGUUAUGUCCCACCCAAACAUUUUAAUGUCUCAAGGCCAAUAUGUGUCUGAGUCACAAAUGCUUGCCAACCAACCAACCAAUACUCAAUCUGUUGCCCAGCAACAAACCAUGUACAGUUCCCAGUUUCAACAAGUGCCAAACAGUGUACAGCAAUAUGCAGGAAACCAGUCCCACCAAGUGCAAGGUCAAGGUCAUCUGUCUCAGUAUCAUGGUCAGCAGGUUCAACAAGGUCAACAAGUGCAGAGCCAAGGUCAUUUGAUGCAAAUGCCUACACAGAUGAUGCAACAUCAAAGUCAAGGAAUAAACCAAGGCCAGAACCAAGGUCAAGGCAAUCUGUCUCAAGGUCAAGCAGUUCCAUUGCCAGGGCAACCACAGCUAGUCACUUCACAACAUGUGCAACAAAUGAACCCUCAACAACAGUUAACUGCUGAGCAACAAAGGCUUAUAGCACAGAACAUAGAAACAAAAGUGUAGAUAGUUGCAUGGACCUUCAACUCUGUAUGGCCAGGAUGUUUUUUUAGAUUCUCAUUCCCAACUUUCACUGUCUGAAGAUACAACCCCUGCCCACCGACCCCUAACCCCCAGCCCCGCACCUUAAUUUUUUGUGAAAAGAAAUUUGGCCAUAAUGGUUGGAAAUCAAGGAAAUGGUACAGAAAAGAAAUUUAAAAAUAGUAUAUUUUAUUCCAGUCACUGGCCCUGUUGUUUUAUCGAUGAGGAUGAGAAUUGAAAAAACCCUAUUCCCUUGGUAUGUUGAUUUGCUAUUUAUUUAUUGGAUGUGCAAAUACAGUCAGCUAUGCUUUUAUAAAGCAAACAGCCCUUUUUAAAAAAUACUGUCUCCCCUCAAAAUUCUUAGUCAUGUUGACAGCAAUAAGUUAAUUAUUGCAUUAUGUUCCAUUUUAUCAUUUCUUUUUAAUUUUUUAAUUUUCCUUUUUGGUAUUAAAAAGUCAUUUUCUCUGUUUUAUCUUUUUUUUAACGUGAUUUUUGUCUAUUUUUAUUAAUAAUAAAGUACAGGUUUUUGUUGACAUGAGUUAAUUUUGAUUCUUAUAUGAAUAAGUUGUCUUCUUUCCAGAUGAAAUAGCUAUUAUUUGAUUUAUUCCUUUAGUCUAAGAUGUAAUUACCAGGCCACAACAUCUCUUAUAACAGGAUUAAGCUAAAUUCACUAUUAUUGUUUUGACUUACUUUGUGCCAUAUUUACAUUCUUAAAGAGAUUUUGGACUUCCAAAGAAAAUCAUCUAUAUGCUUAUCAAAAUGAGGUAUUUUUCAUAUAGUAAAAUCACGAUUAUGUUAGAAGUGUGGUUUAAUGAAAUAUGCUACUUAAGCUUGGUACAAUUAAGAAGUUUCGAGAAAUUGGGGCCAGGUUAUCAGAACUUAGUAUGGCAUUUAUUUGUGUAUUUAUUGGUUUACAAUAUUUCCUUUUAUUUUCUCUUGUUUUUCAUUUUCGGCAAGGGCUUUGUUGUGGAAUCAGUAUUCAUUCAAGAUUAGCGAUAAUUCAUUGCUUUAUAACAUGAAUCAGUAUUGGAAAUAAUUGUAUAUAAUAGCCAUCAUUAGAAUCUUAAGCCCAUAAAUGGUGAGGAUGCAAAUAUGUUUUUCUUUUAUGAUUUCUUUUUCAGAAAUUAAAAGAGACAACAUAGUUUGUGGGUAUUAAGUUUCUAUUGUGAUUUAGAUUUACCGGUAAUGGUAUAAAAUUUGUGAAUCAAUUCAAUUUAACAUACUAGUAUUUGUGAAAACCAUCAAAACACUUCAGUUAUAAUUAUUACCAUGGUUUAAACUUUUAGCUUGACAGGUUUAUCGAAGAGAAAAAGUUGAGGUAUUUUCAUAGGGCCAUUUGGCCAUAACUCAAAUAUUUUAUGAGUACAUUUGUAUGAAACUUGGUGCACUUAUUACAAGGCACAAUGCUGGUAUGUGUAGAUCUUCCCAUAACUUGGGAUUUCAUUAUGGCUGAAACUCCUUUUCAACUGAAAAAUUACAGCAGACAAAAUAUGGUGUUCGCUUUGCGUCGCUCAUGUCACAUUCACAUACUUGUAUUUGUUUAAAUCACAAAAACAUUUGACUUGAGUUAACACUGUUUUCAUGAUGUAAAUGAUUUGUCCAUGACACAGAAAAAAUGUACGAGUAGGAUCUAAUCACCGAAUAUCCUGAAUUUCUUAUCAUGCAUAGUUCCUUUUUUUCUGCCACUUAAUAUCAUAAAGAUAUCAUCCUACAUUGUGUUCCUAGCUUGUGUGCCAUUGUUAAGGUGCAUGUUCGUUUAACAUGACAUUUGUUUAAAAUGAGAGUUAAACCAUCAUCAUAAAAUUGAUUUCAACUAAUGAUGGUUUAAUCUUAGAUUUUCAGAGAGGUAUCAAAUUAUAUUUCAGACUGAAAAUAUCUUAGAUUUUUGGGCAGUCAAUAUCUUAGAUUUUCAGACUAAAAUAACCUUUGAAUUUUUUUUACAAUUGCUAUCUUAGAUUUUCAUAGGCAUCAUAUUAGAUUUUCCAACUGAAAUUAUCUAAGAUUUUUGGGCAGUCUCUAUCUUAGAUUUUCAGAGAAGCAUCAUAUUAGAUAUUCAGACUGAAAUUAUCUUAGAUUUUUGGAAAGUCAUUAUCUUAGAAUUUCAGAGAGGCAUGAUAUAAGAUUUCCAGACUGAAAUUAUCUUUGAUUUUUGUACAGUCAUAAUCUAAGAUUUUCACAGAUUCAUCAUCAUAGAUUUACAGACAGUCAUUAUCUUAGUAUUUCAAACAGAAUUUAUUUAAGAUUUUUGGGACAGUCAUUUUCUUAGAUUUUCAAGUCAUAAUCAUAGAGAAGAUAUUAUCUUAGAUUUUUUGACAAACGCAAUACUAAAAACAGAGUAUUAAGUAACUUUCUUUUGUUUUAUUUCCUGUUAUGGAAAUCAUAUUUGAAUGGUUAGAUUUUUUUUCAAGUAAUCAUUAUUUUUUCUCAAGUUUGAUGUUGUAUAGGCAGAAAUAUAAUACGACGAAUUUAUAGAUGUGGUAUAAAGUUCUGUGCUGUGUCUGUUGUGUUGUACUCUACUAGAAUGGUACUAGUUGAAACUGUAAAUAUAAUGACUAUGCAUUAAUAGUUGAAUCUGUGAUAUUGCUGUAGGAAUUGUUUUGCCAAAAUAAGCUUGCUUAAAAAGUAAGAGUUAGGCUCAUUCAAAUAGUGCUGAUAUGUAAAGUAUGGAAAUUGUGUUAUGGAAUGUUUCAAGAUAAAAAAGUGAUACUGGAAAUUACUUUUUUAUGUUUUUAAUGUUACAUCUUUGCUGUUAUCUUUGUUAUAAAUUCAUACGUAAGUUGAAAUCAAAUCUUUGCUAUAGUGACAACAUUUUGAAAACUGUUGUAAACAAAUACUCUUAUAUUCACAAAGCAUAAUAAACAAAACACCAUGUUGAAAUUUACAUGAAUAAUCACAUUGUGUUUCAAUGUAGUUUUAUAAACUUGUGUUGUAUCAACAUUUAUAUAAAGGGGGGAGGGGGGAUAGAAAGAUGAUAAGAUUAAUUCCUUUAUAAAAUGUAUAAAACACGGAAACACAUUUAACAUGAGUAAAACAAUAAACAUUAGUUAAUAAACUAUGUCUUCUACAUUAUACGCAAAGGAUAUCACUAAAAAAAGGGAAUUAUAAUUCCAUUGUGGUCAUUGAACCCCUCCACCCGCUAAUGUCACAAAUUCUUUAUUUUUUACUGGAGUCCUGUAUAACAAUAUAGAUCAGCUUCUUUGAGAGUCCCUGUACAAAAUAUUGCCAAAUUUUAGUUUCUGUGUACUGUGUACCAUCAGUUUAAAUUCGGAAUACUCUUUAAAAAGCCUCUGAAUACUGCAUACUAAAAGAUAGGAUUUCUGUGUUAGUACUGGUUUCUUCUCAAGAUAUGGGCUGUUGCUUAGUUCAUGUGAGGUGAAUGAUACAGCUGUCUUCAAUAUGGAGCUACUAAAGAACUAGUGUAAAUACUCAUUGGUAAAUAUAGAAAAUAGGACAAUCCUGACUAUGAGGUGAUGGAUAAGUGAUUAUAAUGUAAUAUUUAUUCAGUCACUCACCUAGUUCAACUUUGAUGUGGAUUUUAUUAUUUUUUGCCUUUCCUGGAAAAGAAGAAAUUUUCAGCCUGUCUGUUUUUCAAAAAAAAUUGGUGUUGGUAUUUGGAUAGCCAAGGAUUUUAGUGAGACAUUCGCAUGAAAUUUGGCACGCAUGUUACAUGACAAUGCACAUGAAACUUGGCACGCAUGUUACCUGACAAUGCACAUGAAACUUGGUAUGCAUGUUACCUGUGAUAAUGCACAUGAAACUUGGCAUGCAUGUUACCUGUGAUAAUGCACAUGAAACUUGGUAUGCAUGUUACCUGUGAUAAUGCACAUGAAACUUGGCACGCAUGUUACAUGACAAUGCACAUGAAACUUGGCACGCAUGUUACCUGACAAUGCACAUGAAACUUGGUAUGCAUGUUACCUGUGACAAUGCACAUGAAACUUGGGUUGCAUGUUAUUUGUGUCAAGGCAAACAGAUUAUUGUUGAGCAUGGAUCUGCUUUGCUCUGAUUUAAUUGAAUAGUGUAUUAAAAUAAACAGACUUAACUGUUUAUAAUGUAUAUGUGUUUUGAAUAUUCUGUCCUUUAAUUUGACUUAUUUUUGCUUGAAAAGCUGUAAUAGUUAAUACUAGCAUCAUUCAUUUAAAAAUCGAUGAUUCCUUGUUGAAGGCCAGAGGUCCUUGUAGUGUUUUUAGGUUUUGUUAAUGAACCGUCAGUAGGCAAAUGGCAGAAUGAGGGCUUGGCGCAUUUAUAUCUGGAUAUAAAAAUAGGAGUUUUGCGUGAAGCCUUUGUGUUAUGGCAAAAUAUUUUCAAGUUAUUGCUAGGAAGUUUGAGAUUACUUGAAGAGAUAAACUGUUUCAAUUCUGUUUGGAAUGUUGACGCUGAUUUAAGUGCCUUACUUUGUAACGUGAUUAUAUGGCAGAUACAUAGUAGCAUAUACGUUGUUGUGAACUACAUCAAUAGUUUUGUAACAUAGCAUAAAUGAUCAUAGUUAAAUAAGUUAAUCAUGAGAACUUAUUCAACGCUUUUUUUUUUUUUUUUGGAACAUAUACUUAAAAAAUGUUAAAAUUAAGAUGCUUUGUAAAGAUCUUGCCAUAGAAAUAUUUCUUUUUGUGGAUAUCUAGAAACAGAGUGAAAAGGAAUAUUUUGCAGCUAAACUUUCUUCUUAGACUUUGAGCUGGGAAUAAGAGUGCUGUUCUAAAUAAUUGGAAACAAUGUUUUUGGCAUUUUUGCACCUAAAUUUGGUUUCACACAUAGAGAAAGUGUGCUAUUCUAAAUGAGGUUAUCAUCGUGAUGUGAACAAUGGACACUGUGAAUUCACCAUGUGGUCCCAGUGGCAUGGUUGUCAGACAGGGUUGUACGUGUUUCACCCCUCAGAAUUUAAAUAAUACAUUGGUCUAACGUUGCAAUGAAAAAUGACUUUAUUACUCACAGUAUCAAUGAUUUUGCAUUAGUAACUAGUUUUUGUAGGACUUAAAAACCAUAAUUAGGUUGUUGACUUUAAAAUUAAUUUGUUUUAAUAUGUCCAAGUUUUAAAAUGAAAUGGCUUAAAAAUUAGUUUGUUAUGGUCAUAUAGUGGCUUUGUGCCAUUAUGUUUAGUUCAGUAUCAUUAUGCCUAAAGUAUGUAAUAAGCGAACAAACAACAACAUCUUUUUGUACCUAUGGGUUGUUUUUUCAGAACUUUGUUAAAGUCAACAACAUUGUUAAUGUUAUCAUUAUUAUCUUUCCAACCUUUACUGCUCCGGAAAUUUAAUGGUUACACUUGUGAUCUGCUGUAUUUCUAACAAGAUUUGAGACAACUGUUUCAGCUGUACUUGUUUAUAUUCAAAUAUGUGAGCACAUUUUCAAAUAAUUCACAAUUAAAAGUUAACAGCGAUGUCAUUAAACACUUCGUUAACUUGAACGAAGUACUGAACAAUUAGCCUCUUUCUAUAAGUUUAUUACUCUUAGACUCUUUAUACUUAUUAUACAUACCAAUAUUGGUCUCAUCAUAUGGCAUUAAUUUCGAUUAUGUAACAGUAUGAUUAUUGAUUUUUUAUCUGCCUUAAAUUAUCUAAAAACGAUGCAGCAUCUAUUGUACUGGGCAUUUGUAAAAUAAUCAUUUUUAAGGUAGUAAUAGCUAAAGCUUUGACUGAUUAAAACGCAAUUUCAUUUUUAGGCAUCUUUUUGAUAGUUUGGCAGGUUUAAGAUAAUGGCUUUUGCUUUAAAAGAAUGUUUAUAAAAAUAAUAACCUAAUGUUUUUAAUGAGAUUGUAUAUUUCAUUUGUGCUAAGUUAUUAUAUCUGUUGAAGAAUAAAUUUUCAAUAAUGUGA